Pocillopora damicornis (cauliflower coral) is the source of this 816-nucleotide messenger RNA. RefSeq names its product protein boule-like. Gene Ontology annotation, biological process: positive regulation of translational initiation; 3'-UTR-mediated mRNA stabilization. Gene Ontology annotation, cellular component: cytoplasm. The record is from RefSeq and is a predicted model, not a curated record. Gene Ontology annotation, molecular function: translation activator activity; mRNA 3'-UTR binding. Lineage: Eukaryota; Metazoa; Cnidaria; Anthozoa; Scleractinia; Pocilloporidae.
CAUAUAAAAAGGCAUGGAAAAGGUGUUCUGGGACACUGCUCUGAAGGCAUAUGUUUCGUCAGAUGCAGGCACGAUGAAUCAGUUGCGAGCAGUCGAUGACGGGGCAAUAAAAAUCCCUUAUCGCAUCUUUGUUGGCGGUAUAGCUUUCAAUACCACUAAAGAAGAACUGAAAGACUUUUUCAGUAAUUAUGGAGCAGUGAGGGACACGAAAAUCAUAAAAGACAGCGAGGGAUUGAGUAAAGGGUACGGUUUUGUUACUUUUUAUCGAGAAGAAGAUGCCCAGAAAGUCAUGAACAUGGGAACAAUCUUCUUCAAAGAGAAACGACUCAAUAUCUCUGAGGCAUUUAGGAAACCGCAGCUCGUCAAUCAACAAGCAGCGAUGGAUUUGGUAACUGUGCCUGUGGCUGCCCCUACCACUUGGGCCUCUCCCUCAUCAACUGCACCUGUGUAUUACACAGCCAUGAACCAGCAGGCACCUCAGUUGCCACAACUACAGCUUUCAUCUUCAAGGACUUGGCCUGUGGUACAGGGAAUCCCCAUGCCUCAACAACCGGCCGCUGAAAUAGUUUGGGUACCACAAUAUUACUAUUAUUAGUUAACUAACAAACAAAGUUUUUCCAAAGAUUGCGCGAAAAACUUCGGCGUAGCUCGUAAAGGACAUUCGUAGACUAGCUCGUCUGCUUUUAUUAUUUUUCCCCACGUCUAAUUUUUUACUUUUAUUUUAUUUGUUUUUUUCAAGUAUUUUGGUCUAGUUGUUAUUUUUGGUCCUCAGUCAAUGAGAAGCAAUAACUGCGCUAACUUGCGAAUGCCACGUUA